This is a messenger RNA of Lithohypha guttulata, 801 nucleotides long. RefSeq lists its product as uncharacterized. The coding region runs from base 1 to 801 and encodes 266 amino acids. The transcript has a single exon. NCBI's taxonomy places the organism in Eukaryota, Fungi, Ascomycota, Eurotiomycetes, Chaetothyriales, Trichomeriaceae. The record is from RefSeq and is a predicted model, not a curated record.
AUGCAAGACCGAGAGCAGGAGCAUGCUCGCAUCCGCAAAGAGCAAAUCAAAGUACACGAAGAUCUGAUGCCAAAGCUCUUUCCUAAGUCACAAGUGGGAGUACUCAACUUUGCCGAGGCUGACAUAACCUCUGGAGACAGUCUAAGUGAAUCAGCCUUGGUUGUGGCAGGCUUCCUAUCACUCACAGACAAAGAAUUAUUCUCUUUCGAGCCUGUCGCUCGAUUGCGCUCUAUCAAGGAGCAUGUCUACCGGUGGCAGGGCAUGGCCAGACGUGUUGCAGCUAUCAAGGAAGUUCACGAGAUUGUGUGUUGCUUGAUGGGCAAGUUUCCAGUAUCUGACACGACAUCAAAUUCAAGAGAUGCGUACUAUGCAUUGGGUGACCAGUGGGCUACAUUGCCUCCCAUACACGAGCAGAACCAAGAGAAGUCCAAGCAAGAAAUUGGGCGCAGAUUUCAAUAUGCGGAGAAUGCAAUCUACCCAGACAUGCCAUACGCCGACGCCAGCGCCGAGAUCAACUUUUUGAUUGAGCAAGUAGAUCGUGCUGAGCGUCUCGACUAUGCCUUCUCUCGCCAGCUGUGUCUAUAUAUCCUUUUGCAAGUUCAAACGUUCCUGUGGAUCGACGGCUGGGUGCCUCAAGAUCUGCGAACGAUUGAGUUUGUGCAAGGACUGCGGGCCAUUGGUCUACCGAGUACCUUCACGUUGAAAAAUUCAUUGCUACAUGUGAUCGUCAAUCAUAUGAAGCGCGUCGGGAACAAUGACCUUGAAGUCAUCAGAGACUAUGAGGUUGAAGAGGUGGAUUGA